AGUAGAUAAAUAAAUGAAAAACUGUUUUUGUUAUAAUAUUGCCGAGCGACGAAGCUUCGAUUUAUUCCGGGUUUGUUUGCUGUUUAUGAUGCGUCGUUCUGCAUCUGCAUCCAAAAAAAGGGGUCAAACCAAUUCAACCAACCCGAUUCCUUAUUCUCCCUCCGAUCUCUUUCGCUCCGCUUCAAGUAAGGCAUCUUCAAAGGAGAUGGAGCGGAUUGACAACCAGUUUUAUUUUUAUGCCAAUAGGUCGUCUGGUAUGAUUGACCCAGAAGGGAUUGAAACUCUAUGUUCCGACAUGGAAGUUGAUCACACAGAUGUUAGGAUCUUGAUGCUUGCUUGGAAAAUGAAAGCCGAAAGACAAGGAUACUUUACCCUGGAGGAAUGGCGAAGAGGAUUAAAAGCACUCAGGGCUGAUACUGUAAGUAAAUUAAAGAAGGCCCUGCCAGAGCUAGAAAAAGAGGUCAGGAGACCAUCAAACUUCGAGGAUUUCUAUUCCUAUUCAUUCUGCUAUUGCCUGACAGAGGAGAAACAAAAGAGUAUUGAUAUAGAAAGCAUAUGUCAACUGCUGGAUCUUGUUUUAGGAUCCCUAUUCCGUGCACAGGUUGACUAUUUUAUUGAGUAUUUGAAGAUUCAGAGCGAUUAUAAGGUCAUAAACUUGGAUCAAUGGAUGGGCUUUUUUCGAUUCUGCAAUGAGAUAAAUUUCCCGGACCUCUGUAAUUAUAAUCCAGACCUUGCUUGGCCUUUGAUCCUGGACAACUUUGUAGAAUGGAUGCAGGCGAAGCAGAGCUAAACUCUAAUUAGCUUUGCUCAACUUGAUUCUAUGAACUCCAUUUGGAAUGUUGAGUUGCAGAACCAUGUUUCAUUAGCUGGUCUUUUAUAUCUUUUUACAUCAAAAACAUGAAGGUCUUCCACAGGGCAUACCUUCCAAAAUUAUUUUCAUGUCACAAAUAUGCAGAAGACAAUCUCAAUAUAUUGAAUUGUAUUUCUGUCUUGAUAUUCAAAACUAUUGGAUUAUGAUGUUAUAUUAUGAACAAAAUUAUUUAUCAGAUUAAAAAGAUGUUACGUUUGUCUGAUUUUUAUUC
Molecule: messenger RNA, 1082 nt
Organism: Hibiscus syriacus
Lineage: Eukaryota; Viridiplantae; Streptophyta; Magnoliopsida; Malvales; Malvaceae
Product: DCN1-like protein 5
Exons: 10
Coding region: 14-790 (258 amino acids)
Biological process (GO): positive regulation of ubiquitin-protein transferase activity; protein neddylation
Cellular component (GO): ubiquitin ligase complex
Molecular function (GO): cullin family protein binding; ubiquitin conjugating enzyme binding; ubiquitin-like protein binding
Source: RefSeq, a predicted model, not a curated record